This is a messenger RNA of Dryobates pubescens (Downy woodpecker), 915 nucleotides long. Its product is annotated as skin secretory protein xP2-like. The transcript has a single exon. The record is from RefSeq and is a predicted model, not a curated record. Bases 1 to 915 code for a protein of 304 amino acids. Lineage: Eukaryota; Metazoa; Chordata; Aves; Piciformes; Picidae.
AUGGGAGCUCUCUCUCCCCGGUGCUGCCUCCCUCUGCCCUCGCACACCCCGCGCAGGGGCCGAGCACCGUCCCCGGCCUCCCGCCGAGCACUGCAGGCUUCGGCGCGGCGGGGCCGACGAGCUGCGCUGUUAGCCGGGUGCCCGGGGGAGGCGGCGGCUCCUGGCACCCUCUUUGCUGCUCCUCUCCCCGACCCUCGGAGCAUAGCGCGCCCGCGGAACUGCUCCACCGCGGGCGGCGGCGGAAGGGACGGUAGAGCCCCGGCGCCUGCGCCCCGCCGCGCUCCUGCGGUGGGGAGCGGGGGAGGCCGGGCGAGGGGGGCAGCCGGGACGCGGCCCCAGGCGAGCUCCUCGCUCACCCUUUGCGCAGCGGGCGGCGGAGUCAGCGCGGAAGGGCCGCGCUGUGGGUCGGGGGAAUCCCCGCCUCCCGCGCCUGCCCUCGGGCCUCGCACAAACCCCGCCGGUCGCGGAAACCGCCCCGAAGGAGAAGUUGUUCCCCCUAUCGCCCCGCACAUCCCCUCCCGCAGCGCAUCCGCCCGCCCGCCCCCCGGAUCCCGCUCUCCCCCCCCCGCCCCCGGCUGCUGGGCUCUGGCUGGGAGCUUCCCUGCUCGUCUCGCUUUGGUUCGGUCGGUAGCGGUGUGCCGAGGGGAGGCUCCGUCCCCAAGGCAGCCUGCGGGGGAAGUGCGCUGGGUGGGGGCAGCCAGGAAAGGAGGAUCUCUCUCGGCGGCUUCUCCUAAAAUCCAUCAGCGAGCUGCGAGCAGGGAAGAGUUUGGCACCGGGCAGGCGAGGCUGGGCUGCCUCCGCAGCCGCGAUGCCGCUGUACUGAGCGCGGCUCUGCAACUCGGGGGGACGGAGCUCACCCCCCCACUUCCACCACCGCCCCCCCUCGCAGACCCAGUCCAGCGCCAGCAGCACUAG